Molecule: messenger RNA, 504 nt
Organism: Fusarium venenatum
Lineage: Eukaryota; Fungi; Ascomycota; Sordariomycetes; Hypocreales; Nectriaceae
Biological process (GO): regulation of transcription by RNA polymerase II
Cellular component (GO): mediator complex
Molecular function (GO): transcription coregulator activity
Source: RefSeq, a predicted model, not a curated record
AUGGAUUCAACAUCGUCUACCAACUUGCUGGACAAGCACAACAAGCUCAUCUUUGAGAUCCUCAGAAGCUAUCGUGAUCUUAUGAACUGCGCUACAAUCCAAGGAAUGGAUAGGGACAAUCAGAAAGACUUUGAAUCCCAAACGACAAAGCUCAACUACAGAGAUCCUGAAACAAUGGCAGCUGCUGAGAUAAGGACACAAAGAAAGUUUGACCAAUUGCAUGACAACAUCAAACAGCUUUUGGCUCUUUCGCGUACCAUCAAGGAACUCUGGGUAUUUGGACCUCUCGAUAGAGCCGACGGUCACCGCCAAGAGAAGGAAGUGCAGAUUGACCGCGACGUGCAAGAAGUAUCGCGUCUGCUAGCCAAUUUCGACACGAACGCCAUGCAACAGCUUGCAGAAAAAUAUGGAGGAUCUUAUGAGCCUCAGGCUGCUGCGUCAGCGUCAUCAGCUACAGCGACGACAACGCAACCGACGGAACCGGCGCCUUCGACUGGAAAUUAG